AUGUCGAACACGUACAAUGUGAAUCCGGGCUUGAAGAGGCGCGAUGCUCCGACUCUGCUGCAGAGAAACUUCGCGGAGCGGGUUUCGGUGGACACGCUGAUAUCCGGAGAAGCAGGGCCGCCGGACGAAGGAGGGUCGGACGGAGGAGAGCACAACGACGAGGACGAGGAUACCAUAUACUUCAAGCCAAAGAAGAUAUAUCGCAUGGAGCAGGAGUCUGGGUCGCGGCAGACGUUGGUGCGGGUGUACUCCGAGACUGAGCGGUCGAACUUCAACGAGGUGACGGGCAAGCGGAUGUUUGACGACUGGAAGUACCGGCCACUAUAUUACCACGAAGAGGAGACGCGGCCUCGGUGCGAGGGGGUGGGGUCUGUGUCUGCGGGGUCUGUGCGGUGGGGCGACAUGCAGGACGAGUACGUGCCAGACUUGGACUUUGCGGCGGCAGUGAAGGCUUGGCAGGCGGAGGAACUCAAGGAGGAGAUGCCCAUGACGCGCUACCAGCUGUGGUCCGAAGACGAGUCCGACUUCAAUCUGGACAGUGCGUCUUCGUCGAUGAUCAUUGAGUCGAGUCACGCACAGGUUUCGCCAAUUCCGUUCCCGAGCUCGACCGGCAAAUCUCCGGUGAGCGCGGCGCACUCGCUGCUGACUCUGAACAAGGCGCUAGGCAACCGUGUAGGGUCACGCGUGUUCUCACCGAGCAACCUAGAGUCCAAAGCCAAACACCGUUCCAUGUAUGAAUGGGGCUCUCUUCUGUCGAUAAGCUCAGCGACCUCCAUAGGGGACAAGUUUACACAGGAUGACAUCAGGGCAAUCACUAGGAAGAUACCGGACGACUUCCUCUCUCUCCCGUAUACGCAAAGGAAAAAGAUAUUGAUGGAUAUAGCGCCGGACAAGGACUACAAAGCCAUCAUGUCUGUCUUCAAGAAAUAUAGUCUGGUAAGCAGCAGCAGCUUCACCCACCUGAGCAACCAUGGUUCGCGCCGUUCUCGACACGGCUCCAUGGCGUCGCAAUAUCUCAGCUCAUUCACCCCCUCUUCUGCGUCUUUCAAGCCCGAUGAGCGUGGUUCUAUCGUACUUGGUCACCGCCUAGGGAAAAUCAUUGGAUUUGGCGCAUGGGGCAUGAUACGCGACUGCUAUGACGUAAAGCAGAGUUUUGUGAUUUCCCCGAGUGAGUCACAGCCUCCGGCUUCCCACGCCAUGAAAAUAGUUCGUUUUAAAAAUAAUCAGAAAGUAAAAGAGCAUGCCCUGAGGGAGAUAGCCAUUUGGAAGAAGCUCCACCACCCUAAUAUAUUAGAAUUGAUCAAUUGGAAACAAGAGGAAGACUAUGCGGCGUAUUAUUUGACUGAAAAAAUCCAGGAUGGAACCUUGUAUGACCUAGUGAGCACCUGGGGUGAAAGUGACGGUAGCACCAUCCCUUUGGACCAGAGGUGCAAGCUCACAAUCGCACUAGCACUCCAGCUCAUAUCGGCAUUAAAAUACAUGCACUCUAAGUACAUAGUACAUGCCGACGUAAAACUUGAAAACUGCCUCCUAGAGAAGACAGGAUCACAAUCUUGGAAACUAUACUUAUGCGACUUUGGCAUGAGUUGCCAGUACGGCAAGCCGCGCAACGAUAAUGAGGAGCUCUACAGCCCUGACGAAGGCAUGGAUUUUUCUCCCGCUGAGAGAAAGGGUUUGAAGAACAAACGGCGGCCUUCGCUGUCCAAAUCCUCUUCACAAGGGGUAUUAAAGCCAUUGACGAAGUUACAAAAGAUAAUCAGGAGCAAGCAACAAACCCACGAUGACACGCCAUUGGGUAUUACUUCCUUUCCCAAGCAGUAUGGGCCAUCCCUAACCAGCACCACAAUGUCCUCGUCGAGUGUAUGGAAGCAAGCUUCCCCUGCUGGCAGCAGUAGCAAGCUCGACAAAACUGGCCGGUCCGGGACUUCCGAAGAGCAUGACGCCGCAACAAAAGCUGUGGAACCGCACUCGCACAUUGGCUCUUUGCCCUACGCUGCGCCAGAGCUCAUUGACCCAUGCCCUCCUCCAUUGGGCCCGAGUGCCGACAUUUGGGCAUCCGGCGUCACCAUGUAUACAAUGCUAACGGGCAAGUUGCCCUUCAAGCAUGACUAUGAGCCGAGGCUCAGGGCAAUGAUCUCCUCCGGCAAAUACGAUACUGAGCUGCUUCGGUCCGUUUGCAAUAUCAGUGAGAACGGUUUGGCACCCCAGGGUCCGGGUCCAGCGUUUGGCGGUUUGUACGCGGCUGUCUGCGGUUGUUUGACAAAGAGCAUGGUGCAUCGCUGGGAAUUAUCCGAAGUGGACAAUACUUUACGAAACGAGUAA
Messenger RNA from Eremothecium gossypii ATCC 10895, 2322 nucleotides. RefSeq names its product protein kinase NNK1 (gene NNK1). The transcript has a single exon. Gene Ontology annotation, molecular function: ATP binding; protein serine/threonine kinase activity. Gene Ontology annotation, biological process: intracellular signal transduction; protein phosphorylation. Gene Ontology annotation, cellular component: nucleus. The record is from RefSeq and is marked provisional. Bases 1 to 2322 code for a protein of 773 amino acids. NCBI's taxonomy places the organism in Eukaryota, Fungi, Ascomycota, Saccharomycetes, Saccharomycetales, Saccharomycetaceae.